CUCAUGACUGGGACUGCUGUAUCCACAGUUUAGAGUAACCUGUCGCAUCGCUUUUUGUUCUCCUGAAUCGAGGAAAGUCCAUCUUCUGUCGCUUCUUCCUCCAUUCAUUCAUUCAUUCAUUCAUUCAUGGCGAUGAUCGAUCGUGGAAUUUCAGAGAUGGGGUCUCCAUUCUUCCAGAUCAAAACCCGGUUUUUCUCACCACAUUUUCUGUCCUCACUGCCCCAAAGAAAAUAGAAGUAAUAUAGGAAGACGAUUCUGCUUUACUGACAAACAAACCCAUCUUUUUGUUUCUUGAUCUCUCUGGAGAUAAAAGUGUGGGUCUGCAAUCCCAAGUGGGUUUUCCCCUCAGAAAUCUGGUUGGUCUUGCUUCUGUUAGGAUUGUGGCACUGUCACUAUGUUAAAGCAGAUUCUUAGCAAAUUGCCUAAGAAGGUGCCGAAAUCUGAUUCGUCUGAUUCUGCCCAGGGUGAUUCUGGGAAUUCUACUAGUUUUGGGAAUGUCUUUCAAUGCACAAAUGUAGGGAGCACUUUUUCCAGCAAAUUGAAUGUUGUCAAGCGAGUAUCUUCGGUGGUUUUCCCAGCAAGCAUGAACGCUGGAGUAGAAGCCGUUGACCCCAAUUUAUCCUUCAAAGACGUUUCAAAUACACAGAAGCAAAACUUGUUUAUUAGUAAGCUGAAUCUUUGCUGCAAAGUUUAUGAUAUGAGUGAUCUGGAUAUGAACUGUGCAGAGCAAGAUCAUAAACGUCAAACGUUGACAGAUCUUGUUGACUUUGUUUCUUCUGGGUCUGCAAAGUUUACAGAACCAGUAAUUGCUGCAGUGUGUAAAAUGUGUGCAAGUAACUUGUUCAGGGUUUUCCCUCCCAAGAUUCGGACCAAUUCAAAUGGCGGUGAUGCAGAAGAUGAAGAACCAAUGUUUGAUCCAGCCUGGUCCCACCUGCAAAUUGUUUAUGAUCUACUCCUCCAGUUCAUUAACUACAACUCUCUUGAUGUGAAGCUGGCAAAAAUGUACAUUGACCAUGCUUUUAUCUUGAGAUUACUUGAACUUUUUGAUUCUGAAGACCCUAGAGAAAGAGAUUGCUUGAAGACAAUUUUGCAUCGGAUCUAUGGCAAAUUCAUGGUACACAGGACUUUUAUAAGGAAAUCUGUUAGCAAUAUCAUCUACUGUUUUGUUUUUGAGACAGAACGCCAUAAUGGCAUUGCUGAGCUGUUGGAGAUUUUUGGGAGUGUAAUUAGUGGGUUUGCCUUGCCAUUGAAGGAGGAGCACAAGACAUUUUUGGUUAGGGCUUUGAUUCCUCUGCACAAGCCGAGAUCAUUGGGUAUCUAUCACCAGCAGCUAACAUAUUGUGUUGCACAGUUCGUAGAGAAGGAUCAAAAACUGGCUAGCAUUGUGAUAAAGGGGCUGUUGAAGUACUGGCCAGUAACAAAUAGCCAAAAGGAGCUAAUGUUCUUGAGUGAGUUGGAAGAGGUUCUGGAAAUGACUAGCAUGCUUGAAUUUCAGAAGAUCAUGGUCCCACUAUUUCACCGUAUAUGUCACUGCUUAAAUAGUUUAAACUACCAGGUGGCGGAACGAGCCCUCUUGCUAUGGAACAAUGAGCACAUCCUUAAUCUUGUCACGGAAAACCGGCAAGUGUUGCUGCCGAUGGUGUUGUCGGCCCUUGUACAUAAUGCCCAAAACCACUGGAACCAAGCAGUGCUGAGCCUGACUCAGAAUGUGAGGAAGACACUGUCGCAAAUGGACGAGGAUCUAGUAGCUGCCUGCCAAUGUAAGUUGGAGGAGGAAGAGUCGACGUUGAGCGCCGCAGCUGAGAGGCGUAGGACAACAUGGGAGCGCCUGGAAGCCGUGGCAGCUGCUAAUGUGCAAUGCAUGAGUAGCAACAACAGUGGCGGCGGCAGUGGCAGUGAUGAUAUAGUGGUUGCAGUAAAACCUGCCACCACAUGCUUAGUGGCCUGCUGUUAAUUGCUUCACAAGCAAACCAAUCUGAAGCAGUAAACCAGCCCAGAUCAUCCAUAUAUAGAUUGUGGAGGGUGUUUUUAGCUUGCAUGCUGAUGAGUUAGCAUUAUGAUUAUGAUUAUGAUUAAUAUUUUCUUUUUUUUUUUUUUUAGUAUGAUGCCUAUAGGUUUUUUUUUUGGGUCUUUUUAAUUUUAAAUAUUUUUUUGUAUAUUUUCUAAGCAUGCAGAUUGCAAAAUUGUGGUGAGGGCUUUGAUAUGACUAUGGCUGCGUUCUUACUUUCUUAAA
Molecule: messenger RNA, 2233 nt
Organism: Prosopis cineraria
Lineage: Eukaryota; Viridiplantae; Streptophyta; Magnoliopsida; Fabales; Fabaceae
Product: serine/threonine protein phosphatase 2A 57 kDa regulatory subunit B' kappa isoform-like
Exons: 3
Coding region: 395-1954 (519 amino acids)
Biological process (GO): signal transduction
Cellular component (GO): protein phosphatase type 2A complex
Molecular function (GO): protein phosphatase regulator activity
Source: RefSeq, a predicted model, not a curated record